UUGAAUCUUUGAGCUGAAAAUGAGUGAAGCGACCCAGAAAUCGAAUCAGAAGCGUGAGAGCGAUUCUGGGGAUUCGAGCUCUGUUAUAAAGAAGCUGAAACUUGAACAUGGGCAAGACCCAGAAGCUGAAUCGAGCAAAAUGGAAAUGGGGUUUGAGAUUGAAGCUGAGGCAGCUGAGGAUAAGGGGUUGAGGCAGAGCAUGGAGGACGCUUGGGUUGUGCUCUUGGAUGGAAGCUUGGGUUUUCAGGGCAAAUUGAGGUGUGCGCAUUUUGCGGUUUAUGAUGGGCAUGGAGGUCGGUUAGCAGCAGAGUAUGCUCAGAAGCAUUUGCAUGCCAAUGUGGUCUCGGCUGGAUUACCACGUGAGUUGUUAAAUGUCAAAGCAGCUAAGAAGGCCAUUCUUGAUGGUUUUCGGAAAACUGAUGAGGCUAUUCUUCAAGAAAGUGCUGCAGGUACAGAUCUGAUCUUCUAUCCUCUAUUUAUGAUUCCGCUUGUAUUUGUUGCUAAUAUUGGGGAUGCAAAAGCUGUGGUAGCAAGAUCAACUUCUGUUGAUAAUUUGCAAACUGGUUCUGAUGAAGCACGUCUUCUGAAGGCCAUCGUUUUGACAAGAGAACACAAAGCCAUUUAUGCACAGGAGCGUGCUCGUAUUCAGAAGGCUGGCGGUAGUGUUGGUUCAAAUGGACGACUACAGGGUCGCCUUGAAGUUUCUAGGGCAUUUGGAGAUCGCCAGUUCAAAAAGUUUGGUGUUGUUGCUACCCCAGAUAUUCAUUCAUUUGAUCUUACAGAAAGAGAGCACUUCAUAAUUCUUGGUUGCGAUUGCCUCUGGGGAGUGAUUGGACCAAGUGAUGCUGUUGAUUUUGUGCAGAAACAAUUGAAGGGGGGAUUACCUGUUACAGCUAUUAGCCGCUCUUUAGUAAGAGAAGCUGUGCGUGAACGGCGCUGUAAAGAUAACUGCAUGGCUAUCAUAAUUCUGUUAAGGCACAAGUAGUUCUUGGCGCCAACUUCAUAUUGAAAGGAAUUCUGUACCUGUUAUAAAAAGUGUCUGCCAUGGUAUAAGCUGAUAGUUGUUGUCCAUCCAUUAGCUGCUCAGUGAUGAAGAAAUUUUUGGAAACUGCAGCCGUGGAUAAUUGUUGUAGACUAUAGCUAAACAUAUAUUGAAAUCUGAUCUCAACUUUAGCUUUUAUUCUGUAUGUUUGUACAGCAGUUCAGCUACAUUCCCUUGUAUGGGCCACUUUAAUCAUAUAUUUUGCUAGGUUAUCUAAUAAUUUGUAGAGAAGAAAGGCAUUGCCUACGGCUCUAC
Argentina anserina (silverweed cinquefoil) is the source of this 1297-nucleotide messenger RNA. Its product is annotated as probable protein phosphatase 2C 8. Gene Ontology annotation, biological process: protein dephosphorylation. The record is from RefSeq and is a predicted model, not a curated record. The transcript has 9 exons. Gene Ontology annotation, molecular function: protein serine/threonine phosphatase activity. The coding region runs from base 20 to 985 and encodes 321 amino acids. Lineage: Eukaryota; Viridiplantae; Streptophyta; Magnoliopsida; Rosales; Rosaceae.